Colias croceus (clouded yellow) is the source of this 735-nucleotide messenger RNA. It is a transcript of the gene Naa20A, whose product is annotated as N-alpha-acetyltransferase 20. The coding region runs from base 197 to 718 and encodes 173 amino acids. Lineage: Eukaryota; Metazoa; Arthropoda; Insecta; Lepidoptera; Pieridae. Gene Ontology annotation, cellular component: NatB complex. The record is from RefSeq and is a predicted model, not a curated record. The transcript has 5 exons. Gene Ontology annotation, biological process: N-terminal peptidyl-methionine acetylation. Gene Ontology annotation, molecular function: protein-N-terminal amino-acid acetyltransferase activity.
AGCUCCGGAUGGUCAUUGUCAAGUGUCAAUUUGCCGCAUUUGCCGUGAUGCCCAGUGAUGCCGUCACAACAAAUAGAAAUGCGGAUGGUGAAGAGUUAAAAUAAAAUUGGUUACUAGAAUCCCACUAAAAUCAAGAUAAAUUGCAAUUUUUAACAUUUUAUGUGUCUUGAAACAGUCUUCGAAUUAAUUAUAUACAAUGACAACUAUAAGGCCGUUCACGUGUGAAGAUAUGUUAAAAUUUAAUAAUGUGAACUUGGAUCCAUUAACUGAAACUUAUGGAUUAUCAUUUUAUACUCAAUACUUAGCUCACUGGCCAGAAUAUUUCCAAGUUGCUGAAUCACCAAGUGGCGAGAUUAUGGGAUACAUAAUGGGAAAAGCUGAAGGACUUGGGGAAAACUGGCACGGCCAUGUUACUGCACUCACAGUGAGUCCUGACUAUAGACGGCUAGGCAUUGCUGCCACUUUGAUGAACAUACUCGAGGAUGUCUCAGAAAAAAAAAAGGCAUAUUUUGUUGACUUAUUUGUAAGGGUGAGCAAUAAAGUUGCCAUAAAUAUGUAUAAAAAUUUGGGUUAUAUUGUAUAUAGAACAGUACUAGAAUAUUAUUCUGGAGACCCCGAUGAAGAUGCUUAUGAUAUGAGGAAAGCAUGCUCAAGAGAUAUCCAUAAGAAAUCGGUUGUACCAUUAUCUCAUCCAGUGCGUCCAGAAGAUGUUGACUAAAUAAAAUAUUUACAAAG